UACUCUCUGCUGAUGAUGACUUUUGUACUCUUGGAAAUAAGUUUGGUCGCAUUUAUUGCAAUUGAUCAUCAUUGGGAGAAGGAUCUUCCAAUGGAACCAACCGGACAACUUCACAGACUCCGCACCUUUAUUCAACAAAAUAUGGAUGUUUGUAAGUGGAUUGGCAUUGUUGUUGUCGUAAUUCAGGCUUUCUCCUUAUUUCUCGCAAUUGUUCUCAGAGCUUUGGUUAGUAGCCCUAAAAUAAACCAUGAUAUGGAGGGAGACUAUGAUGCUAUAGGAAGAACAAGGGAGCCACUGGUUGAUCCACGCUUAGGCCAAAUAUCUGGGUUAGCUAAAGGUGAUGCAAGAGGCUGCCAUUCUGACAUCUGGAGUUCACGGAUGAGGGAAAAGUAUCAUUUAGAUGGAGAAGCUAGACAUCAUAUACCAAACCAAAAUGCAUCAUGAGGAUAGUACGAGACACAGUGGAGGGUGAAUCUCGCGGAGCAGAGAAAUUGGCAACAUGCCUGAGUAUGAACUCUCGUUCAAUGAUUGUGUACCAUAAAUUCCAAACCUUCUGUUUGUUGUCUGUUUAUGUAAGGCAGUCUGCGGAAAGGAUAUGGGGGAUUUAGACAUUACAAAGCUGGAAUGUAAAGAAACACAUAUCUCACUUGUUGAUAGGUCUUGUUAAUAGGUGUUGCUUUUGUUGAGAAGCACUUUACCAGACUGCGUUUCUAGUUUGGGGUCAUAGUGAAAUUUGAUCUCUUUUUUGUUCUUCCAAAUGUAGCAACAAUUGUGUAUGAGUCUCGAUGCAUGGGUUUCCACGGCAGAUUGAUACGCUUAUUUUUCUACUGAA
Molecule: messenger RNA, 832 nt
Organism: Capsicum annuum
Lineage: Eukaryota; Viridiplantae; Streptophyta; Magnoliopsida; Solanales; Solanaceae
Product: tetraspanin-18
Cellular component (GO): membrane
Source: RefSeq, a predicted model, not a curated record